AUGGCCAACCUUGCAUCCUCUUUGGCGGCUCGUUUCAGCCUCGGUGGCCGAGUGAUCCUAAUCACUGGUGGUGGUCGGGGUAUUGGCAUGGCACUAUCGAAAACCUGUGUGGAUGCUGGUGCCACUGUAGUGGUCACCGACGUUCUACCCCAGCCUGACCCCGUCUUUCUUGACUGGCAGAAGAGUACUCCAAAUCAGCUUCACUACUACUGUUGUGACCUGACCGGUAAGGAGGAGGUCGAACGCACUUUUACCAGCAUCCUAGAGAAAUUCCACUACAUCCACGGAGUAGUCACGGCAGCCGGAAUCUGUAUUGACAAGCCAUUCUUGAAGCAUGAGUGGGAAGAUAUUCAAAAUCUUCAAGCUGUGAAUGAGACGGGAACAUUCUUCGCGGUACAGAAUGUCGUGAAUAAUAUGAAGCAGUAUGGUAUUAAAGGAAGUAUCGUGAUGAUUUGCUCACAAUCAGCGCAACAUGUCUGCCCUGGUCAUCUGCUGACUGCCUAUGCGGGAAGCAAGGGCUUUGUGUUCUCAAUGGCAAGAAGUCUGGCUCACGAGCUGGCUCCUGAUGGAAUCCGUGUUAAUACUGUCUCUCCGGGAUACAUUGCCACAGACAUGAAUCUCUCACUUGCAUCUCUUCGACCGGAGUUGCUCAAAAUUUUCAAUGAAGCACCACCUCUUGGGCGCGUCGGAACACCACAGGACGUGGAACUGGCUGCAUUGUAUUUGUUGAGUGAUGGUUCUUCUUAUGUCACUGGACAAGAUCUUGCUAUCGAUGGUGGCAUGCAAGUCUCCUCUGGAAACUAUAAGCUAUAG
This is a messenger RNA of Penicillium verrucosum, 813 nucleotides long. RefSeq names its product SDR family NAD(P)-dependent oxidoreductase. Lineage: Eukaryota; Fungi; Ascomycota; Eurotiomycetes; Eurotiales; Aspergillaceae. Bases 1 to 813 code for a protein of 270 amino acids. Gene Ontology annotation, cellular component: intracellular anatomical structure. The record is from RefSeq and is a predicted model, not a curated record. The transcript is spliced from 6 exons. Gene Ontology annotation, molecular function: oxidoreductase activity, acting on NAD(P)H, oxygen as acceptor.